AUGCACAAUCUCGCGAGGCUGGGCCGCAUCGGCCAGGCCAUCACCCGGAGGCAUCUCGCUACCGUCAGCGAUGCGCCCCUCUCCAAGAAGGUCGAGAUGACCAAUUGGGAGAAGGGCAACUUCAUCAACUACAAGAAGAUGAACGAGAACCUCAACAUUGUGCGCCAGCGCCUCAACCGCCCCCUCACCUACGCCGAGAAGAUCCUCUACUCGCACUUGGAUGAUCCCCACAACCAGGAGAUUGAGCGCGGCAAGAGCUAUCUGAAGCUGCGGCCGGACCGCGUUGCCUGCCAGGAUGCCACCGCCCAGAUGGCCAUUCUCCAGUUCAUGUCCGCUGGCAUGCCCUCUGUGGCCACCCCGACUACUGUGCACUGCGACCAUCUCAUCGAGGCACAGGUCGGCGGCGAGAAGGAUUUGGCCCGCGCCAACGAGAUCAACAAGGAGGUCUACGACUUCCUGUCGACCUCUUGCGCAAAGUACAACAUUGGCUUCUGGCGUCCCGGCUCCGGUAUCAUUCAUCAGAUCGUCCUGGAGAACUAUGCUUUCCCUGGUGGUCUUCUGAUUGGUACUGAUUCGCACACUCCCAACGCUGGUGGUCUCGGUAUGGCUGCCAUUGGUGUCGGCGGUGCUGAUGCUGUUGACGUCAUGGCCGGCCUUCCCUGGGAAUUGAAGGCCCCCAAGGUCAUUGGUGUCAGGCUGACAGGCAAGAUGUCUGGCUGGACUGCUCCUAAGGAUGUCAUUCUCAAGGUUGCCGGUAUCCUCACCGUCAAGGGUGGAACUGGUGCCAUCGUUGAAUACCACGGCCCCGGUACCGACUCCCUCUCCUGCACUGGUAUGGGCACCAUCUGCAACAUGGGUGCUGAAAUUGGCGCUACCACCUCGCUCUUCCCCUUCAAUGACCGCAUGUACGACUACCUCAAGGCCACCAACCGCCAGCGCAUUGGCGACUUCGCCCGCGAGUACGCCGCUGAGCUCCGUGAGGACGAGGGUGCCGAGUACGACCAGCUCAUUGAGAUUGACCUCAGCACGCUCGAGCCCCACAUCAACGGUCCCUUCACUCCCGAUCUGGCCACUCCCAUCAGCAAGUUCAAGGAGGCCGCCAAGGCCAAUGGCUGGCCGGAGGAGGUCAAGGUCGGUCUCAUCGGCUCCUGCACCAACUCGUCCUAUGAGGAUAUGACCCGUGCUGCAUCCAUCGCUGAGGAUGCCAUGGCUCAUGGCCUCAAGUCCAAGUCCCAGUUCGUCGUUACGCCAGGAUCAUCAGGGCUACAGUCCAAAGCAAGUGGGGAUGGUCAGUUGAAGACUUUCGAGGAGUUUGGUGGUAUGGUCUUGGCGAACGCCUGUGGCCCGUGCAUUGGCCAGUGGGACCGCAGGGACGUCAAGAAGGGCGAGCCUAACACCAUUGUGACUUCUUACAACCGUAACUUCACCGGCCGUAACGAUGCUAACCCCGCUACUCACUGCUUUGUCACUUCCCCGGACAUGGUCGUAGCCAUGAGCAUUGCCGGUACCCUCAACUUCAACCCCUUGACCGACACCCUCAAGGGCAAGGAUGGCAAGGAGUUCAAGCUCAAGGAGCCCACUGGCGAGGCUCUUCCUGCCCGCGGCUAUGACCCCGGACGUGACACCUACCAGGCUCCUCCUGAGGACCGCGCCUCGGUUUCCGUUGCCGUCUCCCCCACCUCGGACCGUCUCCAGAUCCUCCAACCCUUCCAGCCCUGGGAUGGCAAGGACGCCAAGGACCUGCCCAUCCUCAUCAAGUGCCAGGGCAAGACCACCACCGAUCACAUCUCGAUGGCCGGCCCUUGGUUGAAGUACCGUGGACAUCUUGACAACAUCUCCAACAACAUGUUGAUUGGUGCCAUCAACGCCGAGAACGGUGAGGCCAACAAGGUCAAGAACGUCCUGACUGGCCAGUAUGACGCUGUCCCGGCUGUUGCGCGUGACUACAAGAAGAACGGAAUCAAGUGGGUUGUCAUCGGUGACUGGAACUACGGCGAGGGAAGCUCCCGUGAGCACGCCGCUCUCGAGCCCCGGCAUCUUGGUGGUCUUGCCAUCAUCACCCGCUCGUUCGCCCGUAUCCACGAGACCAACCUGAAGAAGCAGGGUAUGCUUCCUCUCACCUUCUCUGACCCUGCCGACUAUGACAAGAUCGGUCCCAACGACAGGGUCGACCUCCUGUGCACCGAGCUCGCUGUCGACAAGCCCAUGACCCUUGUCGUCCACCCCGCCAAUGGCAGCAAGCCCUUCGAAGUCAAGCUCUCGCACACCUUCAACGAGGGCCAGAUUGAGUGGUUCAAGAACGGUUCUGCUCUCAACACCAUGGCCAAGAAUGCCAAGGCUUAG
Messenger RNA from Westerdykella ornata, 2343 nucleotides. Its product is annotated as aconitase. The transcript is spliced from 5 exons. NCBI's taxonomy places the organism in Eukaryota, Fungi, Ascomycota, Dothideomycetes, Pleosporales, Sporormiaceae. Gene Ontology annotation, cellular component: mitochondrion; cytosol. Gene Ontology annotation, molecular function: aconitate hydratase activity; 4 iron, 4 sulfur cluster binding. Gene Ontology annotation, biological process: tricarboxylic acid cycle. Bases 1 to 2343 code for a protein of 780 amino acids. The record is from RefSeq and is a predicted model, not a curated record.